Rhineura floridana is the source of this 3624-nucleotide messenger RNA. It is a transcript of the gene GNB1, whose product is annotated as G protein subunit beta 1. Gene Ontology annotation, molecular function: signaling receptor complex adaptor activity; protein binding. Gene Ontology annotation, cellular component: cytoplasm; heterotrimeric G-protein complex. Bases 774 to 1664 code for a protein of 296 amino acids. The transcript has 10 exons. Lineage: Eukaryota; Metazoa; Chordata; Lepidosauria; Squamata; Rhineuridae. Gene Ontology annotation, biological process: G protein-coupled receptor signaling pathway. The record is from RefSeq and is a predicted model, not a curated record.
CCAAGCAGGGGCGGAGCCGCGCCCGGGGUUUCCCAGCCGGGUCGCAAGGGCGGGGGAGCGCGAGCGCGGAGGCAGGCGAAGCCGGGCGGAGGGCGGAAACGGGUGGUAGUGCUGGUGGUUGCCGCCUGCCCUGCCGCGCCCAGCCGAGACUCCUCCGCUCCUUUCCCUAUGGCCGCGAGCGGGAGCUGAGCGGCGGAGGCCCCAAGCGACGAGCAGAAGGAGACAAACAAAAGCCACACUCGCAGCCGCGGAACACCGCCCUUCCCCGCACACACACAAAACCCUGCCCGCCCGAGCGACUCCCUCGAGGGGGGGACGACGCUACACGCGACGCUGCUGCUGUUCUUGGUGGUGCAGCCGCCGCCGCCCUCUUUUUUCCCCCCCUCCGUCCUUUUCUGGGUCCUUCGUGCGGGAAACGGAGCGGCUGCCAGGCGCAGCGCGGGACUUGCGACGAGGCGCCACCGGCCUCCUCCUCCUCCUCUUGCUUUAUUUCUCUUUCUGUCUUCCUCCUCCUCUCGGCUUCCUCCCCAGCGUUGCCUGCCCCGCUGGCUGGACUGACUGGAAGGCGGCGGCGACGGCCAAGAAGCGGCGCCUGUCGGCGGGGGUCUUGGAAAGGGGUCGCCCGCCAGGCGGGGAGCGGGCAGGCGAGCAGGGCUAGUGACUCCGUGGCAGUGGAUGAGCAGCGGCCGUCCAGGAAGGAUGCUAGGAAAGCAUGUGCUGAUGCUACAUUGGCCCAGAUCACAGCCAACAUUGAUCCAGUGGGUCGUAUUCAGAUGCGCACUAGAAGAACAUUGCGAGGACACUUGGCUAAAAUUUAUGCAAUGCACUGGGGGACUGAUUCCAGGCUUCUCGUUAGUGCAUCGCAGGAUGGCAAGCUUAUCAUUUGGGACAGCUAUACCACAAACAAGGUCCACGCUAUUCCCCUGCGCUCAUCCUGGGUAAUGACUUGCGCGUAUGCCCCAUCCGGAAACUACGUGGCCUGCGGUGGUCUCGAUAACAUUUGUUCCAUUUACAACCUAAAAACACGUGAAGGCAAUGUACGUGUAAGCCGGGAACUGGCGGGCCAUACAGGAUACUUGUCAUGUUGCCGUUUUGUGGAUGAUAAUCAAAUUGUUACCAGCUCUGGAGACACCACUUGCGCCCUUUGGGACAUAGAAACAGGCCAGCAAACAACCACAUUUACUGGUCAUACUGGAGACGUCAUGAGCCUGUCCCUUGCUCCUGAUUCUAAGUGUUUUGUCUCCGGCGCCUGCGAUGCCUCCGCAAAGCUGUGGGAUGUCCGAGAAGGGAUGUGCCGGCAAACCUUCACCGGCCAUGAAUCAGACAUCAAUGCCAUCUGUUUCUUCCCAAAUGGCAACGCUUUUGCCACAGGCUCUGACGAUGCCACGUGCCGGCUCUUUGAUCUCCGUGCCGACCAGGAGCUUAUGGUUUAUUCCCACGACAAUAUCAUUUGUGGCAUCACCUCUGUAGCUUUCUCCAAGAGCGGACGCCUCCUCCUAGCUGGCUAUGAUGACUUCAACUGCAACGUGUGGGACACGCUCAAAGCAGACAGAGCAGGUGUCCUAGCUGGCCAUGAUAACCGUGUCAGUUGCUUAGGUGUAACUGAUGAUGGCAUGGCGGUGGCAACAGGAUCAUGGGAUAGCUUCCUCAAGAUAUGGAACUAAAGUCUGUAAAAAGAAUAGCAGUGGACUCCACGCUGACUGGAAGACUUUUCCAACGGUUGAAAAUUUAAAAUAAUGUAUCCAAUCCAACUAUACUAACUUGGACACCCCUUCGCCUCCCCUCCUACCCAGCCACCAAAGGGCAAGAUCUUUCACGUCUCCUACUGCUGAAAUGAAGAGCACAAUUAUCUUUAAAAGAAGAAUUUCUGUGGUUAUAUACAAAAUAGCAAAAAGAAGUAAAAUUGUGCAUUCCUUUUGGGACCACUUUUCGUCUAGAAAACUAAAGAGGAAAAAAAAACACUCUUUGUGUAAGCAUGCCCAGACAAAACAAGAGAAACAAAACCAUUGUGAAGCAGACAACUUUUAACUUUCACUGUAGUUUAACGAUUGCAGCCCAUUGAUCUGGUUAUACUGACUUUAUGAGUUGGGCUGGGAGGGCCUUGUUUUAUCUCACUUUCAAACUUUGAAGUCGUGUUUGUAGCAGGGUUGAUAUCUACUUUCCAUCUUUCCAUUUUAUUUUCUUUCAUGCAAUUUGAUUUUUAUGGUAAAUUGUUGAGCCGAGACAAGACAAGGGAGUCCAAACCCAGAUGUUUCUGGGGUUGUUAAUGCUGUAAAUUUAGUCCCUGAAUUCUUUUUUUAUAAUUAUUAUUAUUUCUGUCUCAGUGUCACAAAUUGUUGCACAAAUAUUGCAUAUAUAGGAUAAUGUUAAGCAGUAAGAUAACCAAGCACACGCUGUACAUGGUAUUGAAUGUUUGUUUUUUUUAAAAAAAUCUUUCACCUUUUAUGGGUAACAGAAUGCAAACUCUAGUUUUUUCCACCCCACCGAAAUGUGUUAUUCUUUUAUUCUGUCAUAGUUUGGAUUUCUAAUGCCCAAUGAGAGGGCAUUUCAUAGCCUAACACUACCCCAUAAUCUCAGCAAAACAAACAAGAUUUUGUGGAUUUGGGUUUUUCUGUGGGGGUGGGGGGUGCUGGAAAGAGAAACCUGUUCAGCGCUUGGCUGUUCCAUCAAUUCUUUGUGUAUGAAACAAUGUACAAAUUAAUGUUUUUGGAAAUAAUGAUCUUAAAAACUUUCUGAGUUAAACAAGAACAAUGGAAAGAGAAAAUUCGUUUUGGUUUGCCAUAUUGGGUUGGAUUACUCUUUAGAAUCGCAUGCUGUAGAAAUGCUCACGUACAUAUGAGACUGAUGUGUCCUUAUAUGUGUUUUCUUUCAAGAAAUAACCUGUUUUUUUAAGAUGUAACCAUUGCUGAUCUCCUCAUUUACUGUCGCUACUCUGUGCAUUUAAAAAAAUCUAUGAGAAGUACCGAGCUAUGCACAUCCUGGAGUAGUGUGAUAAAUCACUAUUCUUAAUUUGAAAGAAAGAAAAACACUUGUUUAAACAAUCACUGUAGAUUUGAUUCUGAGGUGGGGACGAGGGGAAUAAUACUCUCUUAAAUUCCUAAUAGCCUGUCGUCAAGUAGCCCUUUUUAUCAGAUUAGGUGGUGAUGGUGGCUUUUUGUUUUUUCCUAACAAGAAACCUUUUCUGGCUUUGUGUUUUCAAAAUGAAAGGGAGGGGGGAGAAAGGUUAAAUACCAUUUUUGAGCAGGAAAUUGCUUUGUCAAAUGUUGAGCCUCUCUUUCAUUGUACGGGAAUUUUUUUCCCCUCCCCUUGUUGCAGCAAUGACUUUUAUCCAUUUUAGGGUGUGUGUCCCCACAGCAACAUUCUGUACAAAAUGUGCUGUAAUUGUGUGGUGUUAGGCUUGGAUUUGGCAUUUCAAAAGAGAGAGAGAGAGAAACACCCCUCUUCCCCAUUCUCCAUCCACCCCUCCCAUGGAACUAUUCUCAGUAGAGCUUUCUCCACACCCCCUUGUAUCCUUCACCUUUUGUAUUUAAUUUUAAAGUCUGUACUUCAAGAAAGCUGGAUGCAAGAUAGAUACUAUAUUAAAAUGUACUGUUAUUUAAGAUGUAAUAAAGCAGUUUGAGAUGA